AUGUCACGCUGGGGAAGCAAAGAAGAAGCUGCUUCCGAGAAGCCGAUACGUUCCAAAGAGUCCAGCAACAGUUGCUGCAGCCAUGCCAUAGACAUCAAAAACGUUCCACAGUUGAGCACUAAGGAAUCAGCUGCACUUGAACCAUCAAAGACAAAAGCAUCUUUCAGCACACCAGCUCAGGACAAAUUGCAGAAAGAGAUUGUUGCAUCAAAUGCUGAACUCCAAGCCUUUGACUGCCAAAAAACACUUGGUGACUGGACAGAGGAGCAAACGAAAUUUCACAUUGCGCACAAUGACGGCAAUAUUGCCACGACCACAAUAGCCUACAUGAAACAGCUUGCAGCUGUGCUUGGACCUCAGGAAGUCACCUUUAUUAGUCAAGAUGACAAGGCACGUGUGCCAAUAAGAAUUACAGCAGCCAACAAGCAGGCACCACUAUUGAUGCAUCUUGACUACAAAGUUACAUCGCCAGAUAACAAUUGGGCGUCCCCUAAAACUCACUCCGGCCCUGGGAAUUAUACAAUUGAACAAAAAGUACAUUCCUUUCGCUUUCCUAAAGAUGAACACAUGUUUCAAAAAUGGAUAUCUGCAAUUCCGAGAAAAGAUUGGAAACCUACUUUGCAUUCACGAGUAUGUGAAAAGCACUUUCCAGCUGAGGCCAUCAUUACUAAAAAAUCUUCAUUUGAUGCUAAAUCUGGAAAGAUGAUUUUGACUUCUCUCGAGAGGCCAAGAUUAAAAAAAGAUUCAGUUCCUUCAAUAUUUCCUGGAUGCCCAGACUACUACAGCACAUCAGUAACUCUCAGGGUGUCGCCGGAUAAAAAGAGGCAGCGAAUGGAAAGUUUGAAUACUGACAAUGUAAUUACAAAAAGUCUGAUGGAGCACAGUCAAUAUUUAACAAAAGACAAAAUAAAUAGUUUUUCUGAAUUGUGCGACAAAGUAAAGGAACUUAAACUUUCUAAAUUUUGGAAUGUCGUAUGUCGAGACAAUGAUAUCUUAAUUUUUAAUUUAUCACAUGAUGUACCAACAGAAAUAGUAUAUCUACUCGUGGUAAACAAGGAAUUAGAACUGAAAUUGUUUUUUAAAAGUGUUCGCUUACAAUUUAUUAAUGAUAUUGAGUCUCCGAUAAAUGUCAAUUAUAUGUUUGAUAUAACGACUAUUUUGGAUGAAGUUGAAAAAAAAGAGAGAGAUGAUUUUGUUAUUCAAGCUCUGAAGGAAUUAGGACCCAAACAAAAUCUUCCUAACUAUUUAGAAACUUCCCAUUUCAUUGAAAUAAUUUUGAGGUGGUGGAGAAUUGUUAAUGUAAAAACUCCAAAUGCAGGAAUUAUAAAGCGAGAUGAUUAUAGAAAUCCUAUCAAUUCUUCUAUAGAUGAUAGUGGCAUAAAUUACCUGACAAAAUUUUUAUUUUGGUUGGACAGUUGGAAACAGAUGAAAACUACCUCUGGCUGUUUAACGAGAGAAACCUUUUUUGCCUUACGUCACACCACUACUGCUCUAAUAGAGGCAAGUAAAUACUGUUGUACCGAAUUUAAUUUAAAAUAUGUUUUGUUGGGGAAAUUCCAAACGGAUGCUUUAGAGUCUAGGUUUGGUCUAUACAGACAAUUGUCUGGAACUAAUUAUAAUGUAUCACUUAGACAAAUCUUUGAAUCAGAAAAAAAAUUAAGAAUCUCCAGUGUUUUGAAAAAUAAAUUAAUUGGCUGUCUAAAGACUAUUAAAGAUGAAUCCAGUGAAGAUGUCAAUGAUAAUUUCCUGGAUCCAUCAAAAUAUGAAAAUUUACAGCUUGAUGAAAAUGAUUUUGACUUGGAAGAUGAAAAACCAAUUAUUGUAUACGUUGCUGGAUAUUGUCUACAUAUAGCUCUGAAAAAGCUUAAUUGGUGUCCAUUAUGUAAAGACUUGAUGUCAUUGGAUAGAUCAAUGGAAGAUGUGGACCCUUCAUUUUCUGUCAUUGCUAAUGUGGACAGGGGUGGUUUGAAAUAUCCAUCUAAAGCUAUUAUUGAUUUAGUAACCUAUAAUUAUUGUGUAGUAAAGAAAUUAACAAGUGGAUACUUUUGGAAUAUAUUUAAAGAGGAACAAAGACAGAGAAUGAUGGCUAUCAAAAUAACAAAUUCAAUUUUAGAUGAUCAUGAAUUUAGUUAUUGGCCAGACUGUGAUAAUGUGCCUAAUCAUUUUACCAAUUUUUUCACUUUGACAUUCAAAAGAAAUUUACUAGACACACUUCUGUUUCCUAUUCCCAUACUGUGA
Molecule: messenger RNA, 2238 nt
Organism: Helobdella robusta
Lineage: Eukaryota; Metazoa; Annelida; Clitellata; Rhynchobdellida; Glossiphoniidae
Exons: 8
Coding region: 1-2238 (745 amino acids)
Source: RefSeq, a predicted model, not a curated record